ACGAAAAUGGCUCGCUCUUCCGUGUAUGCCGUACCGCGCUCGCCGCUCGCGCCGCAUGACCCCAACGCGAUCCUCGUCGCACAGCGCCCCGCCGCCGCCAAGCCGCAGACGCUCCGCUUCCACGAGCUCAUCGCGGGCGCCUCGCACGACCCGGCCUGGGCGCGGCGCAUCCUCUCCGCGCUCAGCGGCGCCGAGAAGUCGCUCCUCCGCGACACCCAGCCCGCCCUCACCGCCGCCAUCGCCACGCUCCUCUCCUCCUCGGAGCUUGUCGGCCAGGACCUCUUCCGGCUGACGACACACCUGCUCGCGAGCGUCUACUCGGCCGCGGGAUCCGACAGAGCGACCGGCCUCACUCCUCUGCUGGCGACGCUGCGCAUCCACAGCCCGCCGCAAGUCUACAGCGCGCCGUCGCAAGCUGCGGUGCCGGCCAUGUCGGAAGCGCGCGGCGGGGCGGAGAGGUGCGCCGCCUCUGUCGCAGUGGCUGGCCUGGAGGCGGCGCCGGCGGCCUGGGGGGCGAUGGAAGCGGCUCUGGCGGCGCUGCUGCUGGAGCAAUGCGACGCCGCGCUGCCGCCGAGCUGUGACGCGCCGCCGCAGCCUGCAGGGCGAGCGGGCGAGCCGAGCGGCGUCCGCCUGCCCCCCUCGCGGCUGGGCGAGGGUGGCGAGGAUGCCGGCCGGCCGGAUCUGUUGGACGCAGACCGCUGGGAGACGUUUCGUGCCGCCCUGCAGCUGCCAGCUCUGCAGCUGCAAGCUCAGCAGCUCGCCGGCAGCAUGCGGCCGCCCGAGACGUUCCUUGACGGGCCAGUUGGACUCGAGGAGCCAGUUGGACUCGAAGCGACCCACACACCGGACGAGUUUGGGAUGCGCAACACGUCCGCGCCUCUUGACGACCUCUCCGCGCUUCUGACGCUCGAGUACACGCCUCUCCUCGACGAGCCGCCCGCGCCUCCCCUCCUCCCGGCGGCAGCGGAGCGGCAGGCAGCGCAUCCGCUCGCGGGCCGCCGGCUCGUCGGCGCCAUCUCGACGCACCCUCGCCUCGUGUGGAAGCCUCAGCUCCCGCGCUGCCCCGCAAAGCCGGCAGCAAUUCAGGCGCCAUUCCUGGCAGACGCCACCGCGCGGCCGAUGCCCAGUGACGUCGAGCUGCGGGAGGCUCGCUGGCGCCGGGCAGGAGCCAGCUCGUUUUGGGAGAACCACGUUGAUCAUGGCGCAAUAGGGACGGACUCGGCCACUUUCAGCGGCCGUGUGAGCGCCGACAAAAGGGGUCCCUCUAAACUGAAAAAUGAGAGCCUUCGCACUGCGCGGCUCUGCGGGGAUAUCGCCUCCACGAUGCUCGAUGGUCGCCACAGCCACACCCACACUCUGAGUCACUCUGCGCUGAGAGAUGCACUCGCACUCUAUGCGAGUUGCAACUUUCUCGCGCCACCGUCCACCCUUCGUACGGCUGUGUGA
This is a messenger RNA of Emiliania huxleyi CCMP1516, 1446 nucleotides long. RefSeq lists its product as hypothetical. Bases 7 to 1446 code for a protein of 479 amino acids. Lineage: Eukaryota; Haptophyta; Isochrysidales; Noelaerhabdaceae. The record is from RefSeq and is a predicted model, not a curated record. The transcript is spliced from 8 exons.